AUGACACGAAAUGGACGCCCGACAUGGAGGCAGUUCGGGCGACAAUACACCCCAUACCGCACAUUGCCACCACGAGACGUGCCGAACACCCCGACCAAUGCCCAGACUCUCGCCCUCUUCGUCAAGAUUUGGAAUAAGGAAGAUGCCUACUCAGGUCAACCUUACGAUCUCCUUGACGAUAAGAUCAGGAACUUCCUAACCACCUGCCGUUCGGUUGAAGUCCCCGAGAGCCAGCUACACGCCUUUCUCCCCCGCGCCCUUACAGGUCGAGCAAAGACCUACUAUGACCUUUAUCUUGACCCAGACCUCACGUUCGCCGCCGCUUACCGACAACUUAAGCAACAUUUCGAUACCAACGUGAAUCUGGAGCAUUACCAUACGGACUGGUCAACUAUCACCUUCAACAGUGUCCGUAGCAAGCACAGUGACAAGGACCUCCACGCUGUGCUUGAUAUAAUGCUUGACAAGCUCCAAUUGUGUCAACGAGCGAUUGGGCCGGAAAUAGCUGGCGAAAGCAACCUCCGCAACGCAGUCAUCCGCGCUUGCCGUGGAACGCCUGAGCUCAACACCCAAUGGUAUACCGACCGCAAGUAUCAACAGAAUAGACCCCCCUUCCGCAACAAUAACAGCGCGAACCCCAAACGACAGCCGCAGAGAAAGAAGGUGUGCUUCAUCUGCGGCAAAGCUGGCUGUUGGUCUACCAAGCAUACCAUAGAAGAACGGAAACAAUCACGGAUGUAUUUCCUUAAUGCCCACAAUGCCUCCGACACGACCCCGGACUUCGCCAUGUUCCUCGCCGAAUUCGAAGGUCAUGAACUUGACGAGACCCCUGUCCCUGACUAUGAUACUGCCGAUGAAAUUGACGAUGAAGACCCAGCGAUUGGCUCGCUGUUCUUCACGCAAUCAUUCCUCGCAGAUUACGCUGUUUUACACCGUCUGACUAAGGAAGAUGCCUAUAGCGCUCCUCAAAAGGCCCCGGCACAACAAUUCCUUGUCGAUGACCGUUACACAACGCGUUAUCAGGGCAUCAUGCUCGACACAGGUGCUUCCGACGUUUCAACCGCUGGCCUAGACCAAUUCCAUGCCUGGCAGCGCGAAGACCACUGCGCUACCCUCGAUACCACCCGCGCAGGCCAGGCAGGCAUCUCCUUUGGAGAUGGACCCCGGAUUGUAUGUGCCGGGCAUGAUGAUAUUGAUGAGCAGUUUACCCUUAGAGACGACCGCGAGUUCAAUUUCGAGAUAACCGCGGAUGUAGUCCAAAUAGGCGGAAAGCCUGUGCUACACGUGAUCGACGAAGCCACAGCGUUCCAAGGCGCCAGGCAGGUGCCUAUCGAAGCCCACAACUCGAUUGGAAAGGUAGAAAGGCACACGGCCCUCCGCCGCGCCUACGAUAUCCUCCAAGCAGAGUUGGGCUCCAAGAACAAGCCCAAGACCGGCGUAGCCAACCUGUCAAAGAAGGAAGUUAAUCACUAUGAUCACGCUGUUCAAUUGCGCCGCGAAGGCCACAUCACCACACCAGGUGCCCCCUUUGAACAGUCCGAUACCCAAGAGAUUAACAACCUAAUCGCACAGGGUGUGUUUGAGUUCAUUCGUUUCGACCCCGUGGCCCACAAAGGCCAAAGACUCUUUAAAGCACGCAUGGUCCGCGAAGUUAAAGGACUCGGACCAACCACAAGGCCCUACGAGAAAUCCCGUCUCUCCAAAACCCCCCUGAAUCCAGAGUCAGGUCUCCAUUGGUUCGUGACAUAUUAUAGGCAUCAUCCCGCCGGCUUCGGCAUGGUCGCUAUGCAGACGGAUGACACCCUCCUCCUCGCCUCCCUGAGUUCGCGGCCGCAGAAGAAAGAGAGAUCCAGAAGGCUAAGCUCCGCUCGAAACCAAGGAGCCAGCUAUCGGCCGCGACUCCUCGAGUUUAAUGGUUGCACACUUCUAGCCGAAAAGACGACCUUAUCAUCCAGCAGAAGGGCCAAGGCCAGAACGCGCGCGCGAGCAUAUAUCGCAUCAAUCUGCCAGCCCGAGGCCACGUUCGACUACUCAGUCGCAGCACAAGUGCAGCAGCCGGAAGCCCCGGACUACAAGACCCUGAACAAGCGGAUACAAUGGCAGACCGACAACCUGCAACGAGGACUCCGCUAUGUUCCCUUGGCCUUUCGACUGCGAAGCUAA
Molecule: messenger RNA, 2163 nt
Organism: Hirsutella rhossiliensis
Lineage: Eukaryota; Fungi; Ascomycota; Sordariomycetes; Hypocreales; Ophiocordycipitaceae
Exons: 10
Coding region: 1-2163 (720 amino acids)
Source: RefSeq, a predicted model, not a curated record